CUUAUCAUACUGAACACAACAAGUUCAUAAAAUACCCUUAAAUUGUUCCAUCAUUUCAAUAUUUCAACUCACAUCUCUCUCUUUCUCUCUCCCUCACACACCUAGCUAGAAAGAGAAGAAAAUUCUCAUCAACAUGGUACAUUCAAAGAAGUUCAGAGGUGUCAGGCAACGCCAUUGGGGCUCUUGGGUCUCUGAGAUUCGUCAUCCUUUAUUGAAAAGGAGGGUGUGGUUAGGAACAUUUGAAACAGCUGAAGAAGCAGCUAAAGCAUAUGAUGAAGCAGCAAUUUUGAUGAGUGGAAGAAAUGCAAAAACUAACUUUCCAAUUAAUGUGGAAAAUCAAACCAAUUCUAUUUCAUCUUCUUCAACUUCUUCCAAAGCAUUUUCUGCAGUUCUUAGUGCAAAGUUAAGGAAGUGUUGCAAGUUUCCUUCACCUUCACUCACUUGUCUGAGGCUUGAUGCAGAGAAUUCACACAUUGGAGUGUGGCAGAAAGGUGCAGGUCCUCGUUCGGAAUCAAAUUGGAUUAUGAUGGUUGAGUUAGAAAGGAAAAAAAGUGCUUCUGUGCCAGAGAAGGCAAAGCCAGAGGAAUUAAGUAAAAAUGGUUUGGAUGAUGAACAGAAAAUUGCUUUGCAGAUGAUAGAAGAACUUCUCAAUAGAAACUAAACUCUAUGCUUUAACUUUCAUGUGUGGACCUCAUUGAAGGAGUUUAAUUUGAUGUCCAUGAUGAUGUCUUUUGUUUGUUUGUUUUGUCCUAAGUAAGAGUGUGAUAUAUCAUGAUAUAUUGUGUUUUACUUUA
Messenger RNA from Medicago truncatula (barrel medic), 794 nucleotides. RefSeq names its product ethylene-responsive transcription factor WIN1. The record is from RefSeq and is a predicted model, not a curated record. Bases 134 to 661 code for a protein of 175 amino acids. The transcript is spliced from 2 exons. Lineage: Eukaryota; Viridiplantae; Streptophyta; Magnoliopsida; Fabales; Fabaceae. Gene Ontology annotation, molecular function: DNA-binding transcription factor activity; DNA binding. Gene Ontology annotation, biological process: regulation of DNA-templated transcription.